CGUCUCGCGACGACCGUGUGAACUGCUCUCAGUCCCUAGUCCGGUUGCUGCUGCUGCCCGCGCGCGACCGCUCCUACCUAUAUCUACAUCAGCUAAACUACUACACCACAUCAACCUUACCCUACCCGACUUACAUACAAGUGAACACCAAUACACAUCCCACCAGUUCAACCCAACCUGCCCUGAUCUACGCGCGUCCCUGUAUUACAAUCCCUUGCGCGCCCGACAUCGCUGUAGUACAGUGGUUGCAUACUCGGUCGCCAAGACAGAGCAACACACCUCCCGCAGCUCCAGUGACGUGGACGCCAGCGAAUCUCGGGGAAAGCGCCAGCGCACACAGUCUCUCCAAGUUCCUAUCCGAGCCUGCAGGCUACCGAAUAAACAUGUCGACCACCCCCCCGAAGAAGGAGGGCGUGGAACCAGGAGCUCAGUCGCCUGACAGUUCGGAGCCGCAUAUGGACAGAGAAGCUCAGGAAGCACAAGCGCAAGGACUCGGGUACGAGUUUGAAGUCAAGGAACAGGACCGAUGGCUUCCAAUUGCCAAUGUCGCCCGAAUCAUGAAGAUGGCUUUGCCCGAGAACGCGAAAAUCGCGAAAGAGGCCAAAGAGUGCAUGCAAGAGUGCGUCAGCGAGUUCAUCUCGUUCAUCACCAGCGAAGCCUCCGAGAAGUGCCAGCAGGAAAAGCGCAAAACGGUCAACGGCGAGGAUAUCCUCUUCGCCAUGACCUCCCUAGGUUUCGAGAACUAUGCCGAAGCCUUGAAAAUAUAUCUCUCGAGAUAUCGCGAGGUAAGCUGCAGGACUUUCAUUUCCCCCCUGUUCUCUCCUUUGUUGCCUUCAAACUUGGCGAAGUCAUUUAUCUGAACUAUUGGUAUUGAUUGGUGGCACGAGACCCUCCUCGCAAAUCAGAACAAACCUGGCGGUGGGAUCAAUCCAGGCGGGCCCAGCGGGGCAAACCCAGGUGCAAAUGCUGCCUCCGGGGGUACCUUUGCCC
Molecule: messenger RNA, 990 nt
Organism: Aaosphaeria arxii CBS 175.79
Lineage: Eukaryota; Fungi; Ascomycota; Dothideomycetes; Pleosporales
Exons: 4
Coding region: 384-860 (158 amino acids)
Biological process (GO): regulation of transcription by RNA polymerase II
Cellular component (GO): CCAAT-binding factor complex; nucleus
Molecular function (GO): protein heterodimerization activity; RNA polymerase II cis-regulatory region sequence-specific DNA binding; DNA-binding transcription activator activity, RNA polymerase II-specific
Source: RefSeq, a predicted model, not a curated record